Trypanosoma rangeli is the source of this 858-nucleotide messenger RNA. RefSeq lists its product as uncharacterized. Lineage: Eukaryota; Euglenozoa; Kinetoplastea; Trypanosomatida; Trypanosomatidae. The coding region runs from base 1 to 858 and encodes 285 amino acids. The record is from RefSeq and is a predicted model, not a curated record. The transcript has a single exon.
AUGGCGUUUCGCCUCACUCUGCCCGCGCUCGGAUCUCGGGCGAAGGGUUACGAAAACCGUGUGAUGGUCUACGCACACCGCCGCCACCGUGCACGAUAUCAGGCGCCCAAGCUGCCCCAUACACGCUCGCCGCUGGCGAAUAAGCCCCCGGAGGAGUACGGCAACACAUGGGACCCUCGAACGGGGAUGGAUUGGUACUGCCGGAUGCGGCACCGUGGCGCCUACCGUCACUGGCCGUGGGCGCGGUGGACCGAUGACCCUGUUCGCCACCACCACGAGGCGCCGCCCAGUCGGACUUUUUCGCACAUCUCAAACGGGUCGAACGACGGUGUGCCCCUGUGGAACUACUACGCGGAGGUAGGGCAGGAGUACAACACACCGAGCCACUUCCCGUUGCACUAUAUGACUCCCUUCAUCCACCAGUACACAGGGAAGGUGUGGUCGAAGCAUGAUAUUGAACGCCACCUGAGGCUCAUUGAGGAGCGAACAGGGCUCCUGUCCAUUCAGGAUGUGCACGACAAUUUACCACGACUGCAGGAAUGGGGAGAGGUGGAGAUGGGCGCGGUGCCUCAUGGCCUUAUUCAGCAUGUGGAGAUGCUAGCAGACGAAAUCGUUUUGCAGAACCAGAAAAAAACAUUUAGAAAGAAGUUGCAUGAAAGUGGUGUGCUGCGGACCUCCACAAUGGAGCGGUACUACGCACUGCCACACCUACGCUCGGGCCCUGCCAUGCCAAGGAUACUUGCGCAGCCGUCGGGGGUGUUUCCGUGGGGCAAGUACACAUACAUGCUUGGGGGCACAAAAAUUCAUCCACUCCACAGGCCAGAUGGUUUUUUCAAGGAUAAUAUGUACCCGGCGUAG